This is a messenger RNA of Scleropages formosus (Asian bonytongue), 3502 nucleotides long. It is a transcript of the gene rims4, whose product is annotated as regulating synaptic membrane exocytosis 4. The record is from RefSeq and is a predicted model, not a curated record. Gene Ontology annotation, cellular component: cytoskeleton of presynaptic active zone; presynaptic membrane. NCBI's taxonomy places the organism in Eukaryota, Metazoa, Chordata, Actinopteri, Osteoglossiformes, Osteoglossidae. Gene Ontology annotation, biological process: regulation of membrane potential; calcium ion-regulated exocytosis of neurotransmitter; regulation of synaptic plasticity. The coding region runs from base 392 to 1204 and encodes 270 amino acids. The transcript has 7 exons. Gene Ontology annotation, molecular function: transmembrane transporter binding; small GTPase binding.
AGGACUCACCACUGAAUGGAGCGAAUCAAGCACAAGCCACAGAGAUAGUAGGAGGCUCUCUGCCGAUCCCCAUCAGCGGAUGAACCGAGCACCUUCUCGCUUAUGAGAUGAUAGAGGUGUCUUUCCUUGACCAACUACUUUGGGAGUGAAGAAGAUCAGCAGAGCUGACCCAAAGUUGGACCCCCGGAUCCUGUGUCCUAGAGGGGAUUGUGGAGCAGAGUGCAGCCAGUGGGUACCGUCUGUGUGGGGUACAGGAACAGAAGGAACAUUUCUCCCCUGCGCUGUGCCGUGAAAGUCCGCCAAGACGCCGCGCGCCGUGCUCCGUGUGAAGAAUGCCCAGGCGAGGCUGGCCAAGGCGGCGCCCGAGCCGGCGCCCACGCCGGGGCUCUACAUGGAACGCUCGCAGAGCCGCAUCAGCCUGUCAGCCUCCUUUGAAGCCCUGGCCAUUUAUUUCCCCUGCAUGAACUCUUUUGAUGAGGAUGAUGUUGAUGCAGAGGGGCGGAGGCUGAAAGGUACCAUCCAGCGGAGUACGGAGACCGGGCUAGCUGUGGAGAUGCCCAGCCGCACGGUUCGGCAGGCCAGCCACGAGUCCAUCGAGGACAGCAUGAACAGCUAUGGCUCCGAGGGAAACCUGAACUACAGUGGCGUGUGUUUAGCUUCAGACACUCAGUUCAGCGACUUCCUGGAUGGAAUGGGUCCAGCCCAGUUUGUGGGCCGCCAGACCCUGGCAACAACAUCCAUGGGUGAUGUGGAAAUUGGUCUAAUGGAGAGGAACGGGCAACUGGAGGUGGAGAUCAUCCAGGCCAGAGGACUCACCCUGAAGCCAGGAUCCAAAGGUCCCCCAGCUGCUUACAUAAAAGUUUAUCUACUUGAAAAUGGUGCCUGUGUUGCCAAAAAGAAGACAAAGUCUGUGAGAAAAUCCCUGGAUCCGCUUUACAACCAGGUGCUGUGUUUCACCGAGAGUCCUCAGGGCAAAGUUGUACAGGUGAUCGUGUGGGGUAACUACGGACGCAUGGAUCGCAAGUGCUUCAUGGGCAUGGCUCGCAUCCUGCUGGAGGAGCUGGAUUUGUCGAGCAUGGUCAUCGGCUGGUACAAGCUGUUCCCAACCUCCUCCAUGGUGGACCCCACGAUGGCGCCGCUGAUCCGCCACUCGUCCCAGCUGUCCCUCGAAAGCACGGUGGGACCGUGCUGUGACCGCUCCUAAUGGUGCUCGCGAACACACCGAGCUGGUUUUUUCUACCCGUUUCUCCGUGUGCCCCAGAGGCCCCCGGGACUGCAGAGUGCGGCACGCCUGACCGCCGCGCCCGGCAGCGAAGCCCCACGAGGCACCACGGCGCCUCCAGAAACACACCUCCACGCAGCGCGAGGGCUCCUUCUCAAGGCCCGCUCUUUGAACGGUGGAACUGUGGCAAAAGUGAUUCAUAUUCUUCACCUGAACUUUCGAUAUUUUUUCCAAAGCCCCUGGGUGCAAUCUCUAGUAUCUCCUUGUCUUAUACCUCACAGUGUCAUCCGGUGAAGGAUCAAUCUGCCAGACAGGUUACGAUUCAUUAGACUGCCUGUGGGGUCUCGGACCUGAGAUGUUUCUGCCACACAGUUGGGCAAGUGCAAUACGAGAGCAACCGCUAGCGUUAAAUAAAAUAAGCAAACAAAGACGCAAAAAGACUAAGUAUUUACGUCACUCAAAGGGGAUGAAUUAUUUGCCAUUUUAUGGUUUGCCAUAACUGAAAGUAUGAUAUGACGAAAAGGGGCUGCAUUGCUGGAGUUGCACAUUAAUUCUGUUGAUUUACCUACAACACAGAGAACACAAAGAAGUACCGCGAAUGUUUGUCUUUGAAGCUUGGCUCGCUCAUCUUUUUUUUUUCUUUUUUUUUUUUAUUGUUAUCUCAUUUUUCAACUGUGCCAACUUACCAGCAAGUGUCUUUAUUUAGUGGCUUGUGCCAUUGAUCUGUGAGUAGGUAAAGCAGAGGUUACUUUGGGAUGAAAAAAUCAGAUGGCAGCUUGCAAAAAAUAAGUAUCAAUUAGAAUUAAGUACUUUUAUAAAUACUUUAAUUCCUUUUUCCACCCUUUCAGGGUUUGGCAAUUUAUUAGACUGGUAAAAACACUAAAGGUAGAAAUUAAAAACUAUUUUAAAUUUAACCUAAAGAAACUUGAAAAAUUAAAAAGGAUGAAAGUCUGUGGAGGUUUUGCUUACUGUUAAGUGGCUUUUUGGAGGGCAGUUUGCCAUUAAGGUUUUUUAAAUUAUUUAUAAUCUGGAGUGAGCCAAAGUCUCUUGUUAUAUUCAUUUUUCAUUCAAGGUGAUUAGUACGGGCACAUAAAAUUUGCAGAACUUUGGUAGCACAGUGAGACUGUAGCAUUAGUGUUGGCAUGAGUGAAUAUAUAGCAUAAAAACAAAAAAAUACAUUAAAUCUUAAGAGUUACUGAGGAAAAAUUCUUGAGUUAAAAAAAUAAAAAUAAACAAAUAUAUAUACAUAUAGACAUGUGUGGAAAGUGGAGCAACGAUGUAGCAGAUAAUUUAAUUCCUAAAUCAUAGAUGCAGAACUGUGAGCCGUACUGACAAAAUAAUGAAAGGACAAUGUGUUUUAUAAUUCCUGCAAAAAAAUAAGUAUGAAACAUAGCCAAUUAAAAAACUGGAAUAACAAACCAGUUGACUGAAAACACCAAGAGCUAUAAGAGUACGGUGGACUGACACAAAUAUCAUUCUGUUGUGCAAAAAACAUGUGGGCUCAUUCUUGCUUGUCACACCGCAAACAUUAAGUAUAUAUUCAAUACUGUUGCAUCAACUUACAAAAGUCACACAUUUCCCACAGCAUUUUCUGCAGAUACACUAUGUUCUUCCAUAUUCAGACUUACUGAAAACGUGACUGUCGUAGUUUCUUAAUGAUAUAAUUCUAGUGUUUAUUACAUGUGCUUUAUCCACCAAAUCAGUCUUUCAUAGUUAGAUGAAAGGUACCAUUGUCAAGGUCUGUUUAAAAAAUAUAUAUUUCUCACCUUUGUUGGCAGAGUGAAUUGAAAAUUUAUUGAGAGAAAAUAAAAAGCAAGCAGAAUUUUAUACAGAACUGAUAAAAUAUCUGUUUGAAAAAAAAAGCUACAUUUUCUUUAUGAAGCAAUAACAAGCAGUACUCUCCUAAAAACUAAAGAGGUCUUAGGGUUACAGCCCUGGGACAGAAGGAAACUAAAAAAAUAUAUGAGAAAAGAAUUUUCACUUUGGCAAAAAUAAUACACUUUUUCAGGGCGCAUUUAUAACAAUAUUGGCCUGGCGAUAAAUAUAGAAUUGUAUUGGUGUACUUUCUGUUUAUUUCUGGGUGGGAAAUUAGAGUUACGACUAAAUGAAUUCAUACAUGCAAGGCAUAGUUUCAAAAUUUUACUUCUGUGAUUGCAACAUCAUUAAUUAUCAGGAUGCGCCAAUGAUCCCGUAACAAUAAUUGAUGCAUUGUUGCCUGGAAAUGAAUUAAAUGUGUUGUAAAAUGUUUUAAUGAACAUUGAAAAGUUCUUUGUAGUUUGC